AUGGCUUGGAAAAAUGACACAGUCAUCAAAGAAUUUAUCCUUCUUGGGCUCUCCAGUAAUCAAACUAUACAAAUCAUACUUUUUGUGGUAUUUCUCAUUAUGUACUUGAUCAUUUUAGUUGCAAAUUCUCUUAUUGUCCUUGCUACAGUUACUGAUAGCACUCUUCAAACCCCUAUGUAUUUUUUUCUCACUAAUCUGUCUCUAGUGGACAUCUGCUAUUCAUCCUCCAUAAUACCCCGGAUGCUGAGAGAUAUGAUGGUGGUCAAAAAGACUAUUUUGUUUGCAGAUUGUGUUGCACAAAUGUAUAUAUCUCUUUCAUUGGGGGAAGCAGAAUGUAUUAUUUUAGCUGUAAUGGCCUAUGACCGCUAUAUAGCAAUAUGUUAUCCUUUACAUUAUACUGCAAUUAUCCACAGAAGUUUGUGUAUUAAAAUAGCUACAGGAACAUGGAUUUUUGGAUUUCUCUUAUCUAUUUCUCAUGUAGCCCUAACGUGGAAUGUGGAUCUUUGUGGACAUAAUGAAAUUAAUCAUUUUGAGUGUGAAGUACCAGAAAUCUUAGCUUUGGGAUGUGGGAAUGUUAUAGUUGUUGAAUUUGUGAUCUUUAUUGUUGGUGUCAUUAUUUUAAUUGUACCCAUUACUUUUAUUAUCAUUACAUAUAUUAAAAUAAUAAGAGCCAUUUUUAAAAUAAGCUCUUCUGCAGGACGGAGAAAGGCUUUUUCCACUUGUGGUUCUCAUAUAACUGUUGUAACCUUGUUCUAUGGCUCAGCUAUGGCUACCUAUAUGAAACCUCGAUCCAAGUCAUCUCCUGAUACAGAUAAACUUUUUGCUGUCUUUUAUACUAUAGUUACACCAAUGUUAAAUCCACUGAUUUAUACGCUAAGAAAUAAGGAAGUUAAAUCGGCUCUAAAAAAGGUUUCAUGUAAGGACAUAACUUUUCUUAAAUAG
Messenger RNA from Staurois parvus, 942 nucleotides. The record is from the annotation of a GenBank genome assembly. Lineage: Eukaryota; Metazoa; Chordata; Amphibia; Anura; Ranidae.